CAAUAAAAAUGAAAAUAAAAUUAAAAUAAAUGCGUAAAGUGGAAAGCAAAUGGAAAAAUAAAAAUAAAAUGUUGCUGUGAUGUCAUGCGAUUUGCGCGCGCACGUCCAAGGACAACGCAAAGGAUACGUGGCGCGGCAACAAGGCAACGCAUAAACAAUUGAUUGUGAAUAGUCAUUCACCUGCAGUGCCAUCAUCGUUAUCCUUGAGUGCUUCAAACAUUAAACAUUAAAUGCUCAAUCAAACAGAAAUCAAAUCGCGUUCUUUAUUUUUGCGUGUUUUUACUUUUAUUGCAACGUGCAACUGCCGCACAAGACCCGCGAAUGUGAAAUGAAAAAAAACGACAAUUCCACGCCCGAUUAAGCGAUCCUUUCCACUUUCACUUUUAUGCGGCGUGUUUCGUGUGUCGGGCGCCAUUUGCGCUGAAGUGUAUUCGUGUGUAUAUGUAUGUACAUAGAUAUUAUUUACAUGCUGUUAUGUGAGUGCGACCAGCGCUGAAGGACUCUUUGGCGGUGAAAGUGUGGCAGUGGUUGAAUGCGCCAAUUGGCGCAGUCCUUGAAAAGCGGCCACGAAAGUGAAAAGGUUAAGUGUGUAUGCGUAUCUUCAACAACUUCAGCACAAUGCGGUCUCACAUGGUGGCAGCGGCAUGGCGACGAUACUACCAUUGCCUGCUGCUCCUACUACUACACACACAAGCGUUCCUCGUUCCCACCAACGCGCUACCGGCAUCCACCAAUACGCUUGCGGCACAAAGUGGUGGUGGCGCCGGCGGCGGCGGUGGCUCGAGCUCCAAUAGUAAUAGCAACAACAACAACAACAACAAUAACAGUGGUAGCAAUGUAGCAGGUGGCAAUAGUAAUGUAAAUAGUAAUAGUAACAACAAUAACAUUGCCAUUGGGAUACCCAAUGCAGGCAUAAAUAGCGGCAAUAACGCUGCAAACAAUGUCAACGUCAGUGGGAGCGGCAGCAGCAGUUCGGCCAACAGCGGCAGCAGCAGCAGCAGCAGCAGCAGUGGUAGUGAUAUUGAUUUGCUCAAUAUAGGUGGCACAAAUGCGGGAGGCAUUGGCGGUGUGGCCGGCAGCAACGCUAACAGCAGCAACAUUAUGGUAUUGCCAAGAGAGAAGUUGUACGAGAAGUGCACAGGGCCCGGCGAUCCAGGGCCUUGUAAGCAAUAUAUUUAUAAAUGGCGCUAUGAGCCGCUCUCCAACGAAUGCACCACCUUCAUUUGGGGUGGCUGUGAAGGCAAUCCGCAGAAUCGUUUCAACACAGAGGCCGAGUGUCUGUAUCAUUGCAUUGGUGGACCGCAUACGCUGCCACCUUUUUUGCGCUCGACUACCAGUGAGCCCAGCACGACUGAAUCAGCGAUACAAUUGCCCGCAAACACAGCGGGGCCGUUUUAUGGCGCUGAUGGCUCUGAUUCCAACCCUGUGCCAUUCGAGCAACGAGGCCCUGAGCUGACAUUUGCUGAAACGGGUCAAGAGAAAACAUUCGUCUUUGCCAAGAAUAACACAUUCAUCCAAAUGGACGGUGAUAUUAUACAAACAUUUCAAUUAAGACUUUGUCGUGAGAUCUCAUUUCAAUUUCGAACACGUCUACCGCAUGGUCUGCUCGUCUAUCACAACGUAAAAAAUCCGGAUCGUAUUAAUUUGGAUCCCUACGCAUUGUAUGUGAUUGUGGAGAAGGGUCAACUGAAAGUUGUGCAUGUUUUCGGAAAGCAUUCAACAAGUGUAACCGUAGGCGAAGGACUCAAUCGUGAUGAAUGGCAUAGUGUAAUGGUACGCAUCGAUGUCCAUGGCGCAAGAUUGAUUGCACGCGUUGACAACAGUCAAGAGGAAGUUUACUUGAAGGGCUUGAACCAUGACACCAACUAUGGAGUGUCAACGAAUCUGCCGUCGGUGGUGCUGGUCGGAGGUCUUUCAUCCGAGGAGAAACUGCAUGGCGUCAAGUAUAUCAUCGAAUCAUUUGUUGGUUGUAUUCGUAAUGUUGUUUUGAGUUCGGGCAAAGCGGCAUCCGAUUUGUUACCCAUUACACCGCUGGUGGCCACCAAACAUGAGAACGUCAACGAAGGUUGCGCCGACAAAUGCUAUUCCAGACACAAUUUGUGUUUUGUGGGAUCCCGUUGCAUUAAUCACUACUAUGACAUUUCAUGCGAUUGCUUUGGCAGCUACUAUGAGGGCGAGCAUUGCGAUAUUUACACUGCCACCAUAAUGACACUACGCGGCUCCAGCUAUGUCUCCUAUCGCAUCUAUGACUGGAAGGAUCGCGUACAUUCCUCCAAUACUCGCAUUAGUCUCAUGUUUCGCACACAAUUCGACGAUUCAGCACUCUUCUAUGCGAGCGGUGAAUCACUCAAGCAUCAGUACAUUGCUGCUUCGAUAAAAAAUCAAUCAAUUCAUGUGGAAAUGGAUUUUGGCGAUAACGUUAUGUCGACAGUGCUCACCGAUGAGUUGACGCGCAGUAAUUGGCAUAAUUUAACCAUUCACCAUGAACGACGCACCGUGCGCAUCAUACUUGAUCAGCAAAUGAAAAUAUUGGAAAUACCUGCUACGUCGAGCGGCAAUUUGCUAUUCGAUCCGGAAAUUUAUUUCGGUGGCGGUCCGGAUUUGCACAAAAAGAAGGGCUUACAUUCGCAGAAUAAUUUCGUUGGCAGUCUUAAAUAUGUCUACUAUAAUGAUGUGUCGAUUUUAUAUGAAUUGCAUAAAAGUAAUCCGAAGGUACACUAUCACGGUGUCCUCGAAGCCGAAUUUCAAGAGAACGAAGUCAACGUCAUACCCAUAACGUACCCUUUUGCGACAUCUCACAUUUGGUGGCCCAUAAAUCACGCCGAAGAAUUUAAUAUUAAAUUCGAUUUCCGGAGUAGUCGUACAGCAGCAGUGUUGGCAUACAGUGAUGUGACAACAGCAUCCGGAAAUGGAUAUUGGGAG
This is a messenger RNA of Rhagoletis zephyria (snowberry fruit fly), 2922 nucleotides long. Its product is annotated as neurexin-1-like. The record is from RefSeq and is a predicted model, not a curated record. Gene Ontology annotation, molecular function: serine-type endopeptidase inhibitor activity. Lineage: Eukaryota; Metazoa; Arthropoda; Insecta; Diptera; Tephritidae.